This is a messenger RNA of Phacochoerus africanus (Common warthog), 2015 nucleotides long. RefSeq names its product carboxypeptidase vitellogenic like (gene CPVL). Gene Ontology annotation, molecular function: serine-type carboxypeptidase activity. The transcript has 14 exons. Lineage: Eukaryota; Metazoa; Chordata; Mammalia; Artiodactyla; Suidae. Gene Ontology annotation, biological process: proteolysis. Bases 338 to 1876 code for a protein of 512 amino acids. The record is from RefSeq and is a predicted model, not a curated record.
UAGGUCUAGUCACGUGGGUCUCCUCCUCCUCCUCCUGAGAGGAGCACUCAAAACCUCGCGAUCUGCGAGGUGCUCGCGAUUGCGAGGGGCGACGGCCAAGGCCGCCUCCCUUCUUCCCAACUCGGGAACCCCGCGGACCGGCUGGCUGGGGUCUGCGCGCACCGCGAGGCGGGAGGAGCGCCGUGUGCGCUGCGUAAGCGCGCGGCUCCGCGGGCGUCGCGGGGUCCCCGGGUCCCGGACGCAAGGAGCGCAGGGAGCGCGGUCUCAGAAGCCCUCCGCGCCGAGGAGGGAGAAAAGCCUGGUGGGGUUUGCCUGCCUUUCCUGUGAGCCCAAGGAUAUGGUGGCAGAGAUAAAGAUGACUAAUUCAGUUAGCGAGAUGAGACACCCCUGUCUGAUGCCGGAGGGGAAGCCUGUGGAAAGGAGACAGGCAUGCCCGGAGGAAACAGUUGGUACCAUGUGGAAGGCUCCUGUUUUGCUAGCCCUCUUGAUGCUCAGCCCUGGUGGUGAUGGCCUGUUUCGCUCAAUAUAUGGAAAAGCCCAUGUUUUCAAACCACCUAAGGGAAACGUAGGAGAGCCAUUAUUUCUAACUCCUUACAUCGAAGCUGGCAAAUUUGCAGAAGGAAGACGGUUGAGUUUGGUGGCUCCUUUCCCAGGAUGGAAUUUGACGAGUUAUUCUGGCUACAUCACUGUGAAUAAGACUUACAACAGCAACCUUUUCUUCUGGUUCUUUCCAGCUAAGAUAGAUCCAUGGAAUGCUCCAGUCGUCCUCUGGCUGCAGGGUGGGCCGGGAGGCUCGUCCAUGUUCGGCCUCUUUGUGGAACACGGACCUUAUGUUGUCAGAAGAAACAUGACCGUGCUUGCCAGAGACUUUCCCUGGACCACUACCUUCUCCAUGCUCUACAUUGAUAAUCCAGUGGGCACAGGCUUCAGUUUUACCGACCAUCCCCAGGGAUAUGCAGUCGAUGAGGAUGAUGUGGCUCGAGAUUUAUACAGUGCACUAAUUCAGUUUUUCCUGCUGUUUUCUGACUAUAAAGAGAAUGACUUUUAUGCCACUGGAGAGUCUUACGCCGGGAAGUACGUGCCCGCCCUCGCUCACUACAUCCACGCGCUCAACCCCGCGGUGACCCUGAAGAUCAACCUGAAGGGCAUCGCUCUCGGAGACGCGUAUUUUGAUCCCGAGUCAGUCAUAGGGGGCUACGCGCCAUUCCUGUUCCACAUCGGCUUGUUGGACGAGAAGCAGAGAAAGUACUUCCAGAAGCAGUGCGACGUGUGCGUGAAAUACAUCCAGGAGGAGAAGUGGUCUCAAGCCUUUGAAUUACUGGAUAAACUACUAGAUGGUGGCUUAACAAGAGAGCCUUCUUACUUCCAGAAUGUUACAGGAUGUCCUAAUUACUACAACCUUUUACAGUGCACGGAACCUGAGGACCAGAGCUACUAUGGGAAAUUUUUGUCCCUCCCACAAGUGAGACAAGCCAUCCAUGUGGGAAACCGGACUUUUAGUGAUGGAUCCAAAGUUGAAAAGUACUUGCGAGAAGAUACAGUCAAGUCUGUGAAACCGUGGUUGACUGAAAUCAUGAAUAAUUAUAAGGUUCUAAUCUACAAUGGCCAAUUGGACAUCAUCUUGGCAGCUUCCCUGACCGAGCGCUCCUUGAUGGCCAUGAACUGGAAAGGAUCCCAGGAUUAUAAAAACGCAGAAAGAAAAGUUUGGAAGAUCUUUAAAUCUGAUCGUGAAGUGGCUGGUUACGUACGGCAAGUGGAUGCCUUCUGCCAGGUGAUUGUUCGGGGUGGAGGACACAUUUUACCCUAUGACCAGCCUUUGCGAUCUUUUGACAUGAUUAAUCGAUUCGUUUUUGAAAGAGGAUGGGAUCCUUAUUGAUGGAGAAGCUACUUGCCUAAACGAGUUUUAAUGGGUUUUAAUCUUUGAAAAGAAAUUUUUCAAAACUGAAAAUGUCGCAUAAAUUAAAAAACUAUCUUUUUAAAUCGGCAAAAUAUUUCUCAUCAAUAAAAAUUAUGCU